AUGAUUUCAGAAUGUGCAGUUGAAGAAAUCGAUGAAAUUGAUAAAGGACUCUUUCUAGGAAAUUUAAAAGCAGCUUCGAAUUUAAAUCUGCUUGCCAAACAUAAAAUCACCCAUGUAGUGGUUUGUGGAAAUGGCCUUGAAAAAUAUUUUCCAGCAAAUUUCAGCUAUUGCCAAAUAAACAUAGAAGAUGUAAUCGACGCAGACAUUGCGACACAUUUCCCUGAAACAAGUAAUUUUAUUGAUACCGCUCUAAAAAAUAAAGGAAGGGUUUUCGUACACUGCGUCAUGGGAAUCUCAAGAAGUCCAACGAUUAUAAUUGCAUAUUUGAUGAAACACCGCAAAAUGAAGCUGCAUAAAGCAAUUCAAAAAGUCAAGAAAAAACGCUUCGUUGUUAACCCAAACAUAGGAUUUUUGUUGCAGCUUAAACAGUUUGAGAAGACAAUUGAGACUGAUGAAACGGGAUGCGAAUGUAAAUGCAAUAUAAUAUAG
Molecule: messenger RNA, 489 nt
Organism: Blepharisma stoltei
Lineage: Eukaryota; Ciliophora; Heterotrichea; Heterotrichida; Blepharismidae
Source: the annotation of a GenBank genome assembly